UUUUGAUAUUUAUAAUCUAUGAAAACGAACUAUAAAGAGGACCCACAAAAAACCCCAUUCAUAACGUCGAAUCAUGUGCAUCUUCUGCGUUGCAUUAAAACACACUUUCCUCUUUUCCCUCUUUCUCUCAAGUUUAAAACUUUACCUUCUCCAAGAAAGAUUCUUACGUACCUUUCUACUCUCCCCCUCACAUCAAGCAAUGUCACCGACUUACCUCAAACGUCCGGUCAUGAUCUCUCUCCUCCUCUUCGUCGUUGUCCUUCUCACAGCUUCCAUCGCUUCUCCAACCGUCGAAGAAAACCGGAUGACAUCAAGAAACGUCCCUUACCGAACCCACCCAUUGGUCCCGAGGGUUCACCACCCGUAUUACGUGACGCCUCAGGGUUCGUGCGACUCCUUCACUCGUCCAUACGCGCGUUCUAUGUGCCUUGAGCUUCAAAGAAUCCACCGUAGCACCACGAAGCAGCCACUUGUUUACCCUCCUCCUCCUCCGCCGGAGAUUGAUCCAAGGUACGGCGUCGAUAAAAGACUCGUCCCCUCCGGUCCAAACCCUCUUCACAACUAAAAACCCUAUUCCACAGUUUGUAUACAUAUAUAUAUAUAUAGAGAGAGAGAGAGACCUUAGUUCCAUAUUUUAUAGUUAACACAUUUCUUGGCGUUUCUUGAAAGUACUUGUUCGGGAGAUCUGUGCCCGAAGACGAAGAUUCAUUUCUUAUUUUCCGAUCUUUCUUGAAUCUUGAUUAUACUCUCUUGAUCAUCUUGAUGGAGUCCUAAGUAUAACGUUAUGAGGGAUGUAUUGUUGCUAUUUCCACGCUUGUUUUUGAAGACUAGUAGAGAGUGAAAACAAUCUUGGAAAUAGUGUGCAACGUCUUUCUUUUUUAUUUAUUUUUAUGUUUACAUAAUGUGAAACUUAAAAAAAAUAAAUGCAGGCAAAAAGAUUUAGAUAUUGGUUGUGAGAGAGGGGAGAAACGCAUGAGUUCCAUUAAUUUGGGAGCUGUAUAUUAUUAUGUAAUUUCAA
Messenger RNA from Brassica oleracea var. oleracea, 1018 nucleotides. Its product is annotated as CLAVATA3/ESR (CLE)-related protein 9-like. The coding region runs from base 74 to 565 and encodes 163 amino acids. The record is from RefSeq and is a predicted model, not a curated record. The transcript has a single exon. Lineage: Eukaryota; Viridiplantae; Streptophyta; Magnoliopsida; Brassicales; Brassicaceae.